This is a messenger RNA of Lachancea meyersii CBS 8951, 735 nucleotides long. The record is from the annotation of a GenBank genome assembly. Lineage: Eukaryota; Fungi; Ascomycota; Saccharomycetes; Saccharomycetales; Saccharomycetaceae.
AUGGCCAGUCAAACUAUGAGCGAUCCGGUCCUUAGAAUGUCGAUGGGUGGUGGAUCCACAAGUGGAAAAACCUGCAAAAUUUCGAUGCUUUGGAACUGGUACACCAUUGACACGUGCUUCAUCUCGAGAUCCUGGAGAAACGACACACGAGGCAAGUUUGCAGGCUCCUGUAUCGGGUGCUUCCUGUUGGUUUUCGUUGCUCAAUGGUUGAACAGAGUUUCGAGACAGUUUGACUUGGAAUUGGCCAAGAGACGCAAAUUCAAAGUUUUGUGCAAGCAUUCGGGCGACAUGGCCGUUGAAGAUGGCUCUUCUUCAACCCUUUCUGACUCGGCCGCGCUCACUUUGCAGCAAUUGACCAGUGAGUCCGACUUUAUGACCACUAUGAAGGCGCUGGGUGCCACUUUGUCGCACACUUGGUACGUUUCCCAUAGAAUCAGCGACGAGUUCGGAGCUCUUGAGCCACUUGUGCGCUGUUCUACCUCUGUUAACGUUUACCCAACGGUACUAGACCACAUUUUGCGCGCAGGGAUUUUCACUCUUCAAUGGGGGUUGUCUUACAUCAUCAUGUUGCUGUUCAUGUACUACAAUGGGUACAUUAUCAUCAGUUGUUUGCUAGGAGCUUUGUUUGGCAGAUUGUUCUUCAACUUCGAGCCAUUGACUGCGUGCGGCGGUGCCACUACUUUGAGCUCUGUCGCUCACGACAAAGAAGAAAAUGACAGGAAAUGUUGCAUGUAA